AGUGUCCCGAAGCUUGCUGCUCAGAUGAGCUAGAAGGCUUGUCAAAUAUCAACAGACGUGGACAAAGAGUUGAUACCUGAGGACUUCGUCAUCGUCGUCAUAGGUGAAAGUAGUUUGCGAAUGAGCCUUCUCAUAUGAAACGCAUCUGAGAUCUGUACGUAAAAUCAAAGUCUGAAGUCGGCAGGUCCGGUAUUUAGACUAUUAUCAGCUCGUUGCACUGCACGGCGCAAUGCGACUCCAAACCGUCCGACUGACUCACCCACCCUACCACUCAUUGUGAACCCUCUCAAUUUCCAAUGCUGCGUGUCGCUCAUCGUUUGUUUCGUCACAUAAUCACGUGUGGUAGCCCAGAAGAACGACAUAUUAGACUUGAAAUCAUCAGCGGAAAGAAUCUUCAAGUCCCUUCUCACCGCAUACCCGCUGGCAUUUACGUGUCCAUCAAUGUCGACUCGAGGGGACGCUGGAAAUCAGCCCUCAAAGUCCUAUCAUCCGAAAAAUCAGCAGUGUGGGACGAUACUGUGACCUUAUCAUCGCAGAUGUCACCUGCAUUCUCAGUGGAACUCAGGGCACCCUAUGAGUCCGAUCGAAUGCUAGGCAGUGGAGAGCUCAUCGGGAAACUUCAAAUGCCGUGGGAGGAGCUACUCGAUCGUGGAGAACAGCCAUUCGAACUAUCCUUCCCAUCCGUGGAUGGUGUCCACCCUUCCCUCACAAUGAAGGUUGCCGUUGUACAUGCUUGCGACAAUCAAAACGGCGCAUUGUGUGAUUCUCUGGUAGACAGCGAAAUUACUCGGGACACGGAUGCGGGCCACGCACAAUUUGCCGCAUACGUGACAAGCAAGACAGUCUCUCACCUGAAUCAUGCUAUUCAGCAUUUUCAGUUGGUUCUGGACCAGUGUCCGGUCAGCCAUCCAGACCGCGCGACGGCUCUCACCAACCUUGCGUGGGCCCGCCUUAAAGGUUAUAUCCAAAAUGAUCUUCAAGACAUUGAUGCCACCACUUCUCUCUUCCGCGACGCCCUUGCAUUGCGUCCCCAGCACCAUCCCGAUUAUCCCUUAUCUCUAUAUAAUCUCACCGAAGCGCUAACUUGGCGCCACAGCAAGAAAAGUACUGCUGCCGACAUCCGUGAAGCCGCCCAACUCUACCAUGAACUACUACUACCUCUUUGUCCAGAAGGCACCUACCUUCGUAGCAUCGCGGCAGGGGAAAAUGGUGUCGAUUAUGUGUUCAUGGGAUGUAGCAAUCUUCCAAUAGACGCAUCCGAUGAAGGCAUCCAGCUUCGACAAGUCGUUCUCGAGUUCUGUCCUCUGGACCAUCAACACCGUCAUGUUGUCCUUCACUGCCUUGCACAGGCAAUGGAGGCCCGCUUCCAACAGUGUGGCAGUAUUGAUGAUAUAGACGAGACUAUACAACUUCGUCGUGAAGCCGUUUCCCUGUGCCCCGAGGGACAUGCUGAUCGUGAUGUCCACUUGAGCAAUUUGGCCUUGUCACUCGUGUUUCGCUUCAAUCACCAAGGCAAACCUAAUGACCUUGAUGAGGCCAUCUCUCUGUACGAAGAAGCAGUGCGCCUAUCCCCUGUUGGGCGCGAAUCCCUUGUUAUCUCAUCGGACAAACUAGGGACCGCCCUCAUCACCCGUUUCCGCGCACAUGGCCACAUUAAUGACAUCACCCGAGCUGUCAGCCUCUUGCGCGAGGUACUGACAUUGUGCCCGCCUGGGCAUCUGCAUCGUGACACCAUACUUAACAACCUUGCCACCGCGCUCAACGCCAGAUAUGAAAAAUUGCAUGUCAGCGAGGAUCUUAACGAGGCCAUUGAUCAAUAUCGCGAAUCUCUUCGGUUAAAGCAACAUGACGAUCCAGAGCGCCAUAAAACUCUUUGGAAUUUGAGCUCGGCGCUUUCCUUUCGUUUCAAGCAGACUCAGGAGAACAAAGAUAUCGAGGAGGCCAUUACUCUUUGCCAAGAAUCAUUGGCGGCUCUGUCUUCACUACACCCGGACAGGUGUCUCAGCUACCUGUGGUUGCAGAUGGCCUAUUUGUUUCGUUACCAGAUUCUACACGACCCUGCUGAUCUGUCGCUCGUUAUAGAGAACUUCAGACUAGCAUCGCAGCACCCCACUCAAGGGUUCCCACAACGCAUCAUUGAGGCAUAUAAUUGGGCCGUUAAAGCUGAGCAACAUGGUCAUGGAUCCGCACUGGAGGCCUACUCAACAUUUUUCGACCUUCUGGAUGCUCAUUUGGCUACACGAUCAUCAGCAACUUCACGGCGCGAAGCUGCCGCUUCCUUCCAUCAUUGCCAGGCAGUUGAACUUAUGGAACAGGGUCGUGGCCAGCAAUGGACACUGGCAUCCCGACUCAGGACUCCAGUUGAAGACCUCGAGUCAGCAAAUCCGACACUAGCGCAUAAUUAUUUGGAGCUGAGCAAGCUCAUUUCCAAUGCCGCCCAGAGUUCUGCAACCAUUAGUGACAGAGCUGCUGCUGAUCGGGCAGCAACAGAGUAUAGGAGACUCACAAGGCAAUGGGAAGCUGUGGUAGCUGCGAUACGUGAUCUUCGUGCAUUCUCGCGGUUCCUGCUCCCACCUUUGUACGGAGACCUGCAAGCGGCAGCGCGCCAGGGCCCGGUCAUUAUCCUCAUUGCCAGUAAAUAUGCGUGUAGCGCCAUGAUUGUUCCGACAUCAGGAGAGCCCCAUCAUGUUCCUUUACCGUCCAUCACUCUCGCAGAUCUGAAGAUUCUCAAGGAUCGCUUCACCAGGGCAAUACGACAAGCAUCUCGGAUGAACCCAGCGGAGUCGAGGACGGACCUAAUAGUACUCUCGCGGAUAUUAUGGGAGGAGAUCAUGCUACCCAUCGUCAACGUACUCGAGCACGUCCUCAAACUAAAGCGUCGCUCCCGAAUCUGGCUAUGUCCGACUGCAGAUUUCACGUCCAUUCCUCUCCAUGCAGCUAACCCCUUUCAAACAAAGGCAGAUCGCUCCAAGGAGCCAUGCCUGGAAGAUCUCUACAUCUGCUCUUACAUACCGACACUUUCGGCUCUGAUUAGAUCUAGACAGUCGAUGAAGAAGCGUGUGUUUCCGUCCUUCGUGGCGAUCGGACAAGGUCAACCGGGUGCAGGGAAAGGCAAGGCAUUAUUGGCUGUCGACAGCGAGCUUGAGCUUGUCCAUAAGCUCGUCCCUGCGAUGGCCAACUGCACCACUAUUUCCGGCGACGCAGCUACACGAGUCGGUGCACUCGAAGCUUUGCAAGAGAAUACCUGGGUGCACCUGGCGUGUCAUGGCAAACAGGAUCCUACGCAACCUUACGAUUCACAUUUCGUCAUGAGAGACGAACAUCUGACGCUGCUCGAUAUCAUGGACAAAGAUAUUCCGCACGCUGAGUUUGCGUUUUUGUCUGCGUGUCAUACCGCCGUAGGGGAUGAAGAGACACCCGACGAAGUCAUUCAUCUUGCAGCUGGUCUGCAGUUUUCGGGGUUCAAGAGCGUUGUUGGCACGCUGUGGGAGGUCGACGAUGCUGUCGCAAAACACGUUGUUGAAGCUUUCUAUAAAUAUAUGUUCAAUGAGAAGGAUAGCGGUGUCAUGGACUGUACGAAGGCGGCCUGGGCACUCAACUGUGCUACGCACGCCGUGAAGACGAAAGUGCCGCUCGAGCAGAGGAUGGUUUUUGUUCAUAUCGGUGUGUAGUUUUA
Molecule: messenger RNA, 3676 nt
Organism: Suillus subaureus
Lineage: Eukaryota; Fungi; Basidiomycota; Agaricomycetes; Boletales; Suillaceae
Product: CHAT domain-containing protein
Exons: 6
Coding region: 297-3671 (1124 amino acids)
Molecular function (GO): protein binding
Source: RefSeq, a predicted model, not a curated record